AUGUCGUUUAAGUGGAACGAUGCCGAGAAAUGGAUAAUUAACAAGCAAAAUGUGCAAGCUAUUAAUGUUAACCGUGAUCAUAGAUUGCGUGCUAAUCAAGUUGCUGAAGCUACGGCAGUUGAUUUAUGUCAUCCUGACAAACAGAUUCAAUUCGAGAAGUUCUCUUCGAUUCCUUGUGGAGCUCAAAGUCCGGAAUCAGAUACAACAGGUCUGCCUGCUAUACGGUCUGUUUAUAUGAGAGAUAUGGGAACUGAAAUGACCCCUGCUACAAGUCAAGAGUCUUCAAGGACUUCUACACCUGUAGGGGCAACAACCCCCCUCCAAACUCCGGUAUCUUCGGCCUCCUCUACUCUCCGUAGAGGGGAACCAACGAGACACACUCUGGAUGAUCCAGUUGGUAAUCCAAAGAAAGAAUUGUCCAAGCAAGAAAUGAAGCUCAAGACAAGAAGAGAGAUUGUAGCCCUCGGCGUCCAGCUUGGGAAGAUGAAUAUUGCUUCUUGGGCAAGCAAAGACGAGAAGGAAAAAAACUCAUCUUCUGUGGAAACCGCUAACAUAGAGGAGCUUAAACGAAACGAAUAUGAAAAGCGAGCUGCUGCAUGGGAGAUAACCGAAAAUUCUAAGCAUACCGCAAGGUAUAAGCGUGAAGAGAUCAAAAUAGAAACAUGGGAGAGUCAGCAGAGAGCAAAACUAGAAGCUGAAAUGAAGAGAAUCGAGGCAAAAGUGGAGCAAAUGAGAGCCCAAGCUCAAGCUCUGAUGGUGAAGAAGAUUGCUAUGGUGAGGCAAAUUGCAGCGGGAAAACGAGAAGCGGCUGAGGCCAGAAAGAAUCAAGAUGCCAAAAGAACUACUGCUCAAGCAGAAUAUAUUCUCCGAACCGGAAGAAUGUCAUGGACUCAUAUCAUGUGCUGCGGUUGGCUGUAA
Messenger RNA from Hibiscus syriacus, 918 nucleotides. Its product is annotated as remorin 4.1-like. The transcript is spliced from 4 exons. The record is from RefSeq and is a predicted model, not a curated record. Lineage: Eukaryota; Viridiplantae; Streptophyta; Magnoliopsida; Malvales; Malvaceae. Bases 1 to 918 code for a protein of 305 amino acids.